GGUCUGUGUUUGUGCACAAGGAUGGGUCUUCAGCCACAAUCUACGUCCUGCAGCCGUGGAUUGUCAGCCUCUUGUUGAAGGAUGACCGGCUGGGUGACCAUGAGAAUUUCCUGGCUGGGCAGGUGGUGCAGGAGGAGCUUUGCUUUGCCCAUUUCUGGCAGCUUUGACUGAUUUUUCACCAGGUAGGCGUGCCCUGCUCUUGUCCAAGAUGUUUGUGGGUCUCAGAGGCCAUCUCUCCUAGGCUUACACUUGCAGGCUGCCUUGUCUUCCUCCUUGUCCACUUUGCAUCCCACCCUUGCUUGUAACGUGCCAGUUGAUGAUGGAGGGUCCUGACAGUAGCACAAGGCAGAAGCGGGACCUGCUGAGGUGUCUGGAGUCUCAUCUUGUCUGACAGUGACCCUUGGUGGGACUUGUUCUCCUCUUCUGGGAGAGCUUCUUCCUUAGCGGUUCAGGACAUGGAGAUCUAAGGCACAAAACCUGCUCCUGAAAGCUUUAGUCAGGGGACUCUGGGAUGUCUGAGGCUUGAUCAGAAGGAGGAAGGAAGCAGGAGGAACACAGCUGAGUGGUGUCAGUGCUGGUGUGGGCUUGGAAGGUUUGAAUGAAGAUGCUGUGAGACAACUGGAUGCACAAGCAGGUGUUGAAUGGGCCUUGUGAUGGGUUACUGAUGAGUGCUGGAGAAACCCAGCUACAGUGUUCUGGUUUGUGGUUCCCCCACAGCCUUUGGGUGCUAUAGCAGCAUCCCACCAUGGACAUUAUCGUUUAUGGCCACCUCCUGACAUCUUUUGGGGAAGGAGAUGUUUGAGGGAGCUCACGUCUCCUCACUAACAGGGGAAGUUAGGAAGGAAGAGGAUGGGCAUUGUGAUUUAAAUAGGAGGAGAGAUGAGGUGGGGAGAAAUAAGCAACACUGAGUGAGAGCCAACUCUGUGGUCCUGUUCCUCAUUCCAUCUGAAGACAUGGAGGUGGUGGAAUCACUGUUUCCCUCUCCUAAGUUCUCUCUCCCAAGCUGGAGAUCUCUUGUGCCUGGGCUGAUGAAGUCACCAGUGAAUGAGGGAAUCCCCUCUCACCCAAGGUCUCAGGGGUUGAUGGGGAGAGUUCUCCCAGUGUGACCACUCUUCAGCCUGUCCCCACACCCUGGAGAACAGUUGGACCCUGGGCUCCGGCCGUGCCUUCCACCAUCUGUUUCCAAACUAUAACUCCCAAACCUACCCUCUUCUUCAGGUUUUUUUACCCAUUCCUGAGAGCAGCCCUGCCCGCUGCUGCCACUGGUGCUGUCCUGAAGCGUGGGCUGAGCCCACUCCACCUCUGCUGCCCGCCAGGAUUUACCCAUAGUGACAACCACACUGUGUGUCUGAGAUCACCGACCAGGCGCUUCCUGAACUCUGCCAGGCUUGGUGCCGUGACAGCUUUCCCGGCUGAGAUUUCUUUUCUCCUCCUCCCCAAUGUGUUGGCAGGUCCUGAGUGACUCGGCUGCUCCUGGCCAGCCUGGGGUCUUCGGGGGUGUUUCCCUGCAGGUCACCGAUGGAUCCCACUACGUCCGCGUGGUCGUUUCCCCCAACGCUCUGCAGAUAAAGGACAAUUCCCACGUGUGUGACAGUGCUGGCGGCCUCACCUGCAGAAUUAUCGUCCUGCAGAAGUACAGAGUGUGUUUUCAGGAGGAGGCCAGGCUGGAGGACUGUGAGUUUUACCUCAAGGCCCAGGAUUUCAUCAUGCUGCCCAUCCAGAGGCAGAAGAUAGAAUCAGCCGACGGGAACCAGGAGCCUUCUGUGGUGAAGAAGAUGAAGGAGCUGUGGCUGAAGAAUCCUGCUGUGAGGAACACUCCCAGCUCAGACCCCUCCAUCUCUCAGCUGAUAGAUGCCAUAGGACACAACCAGAUGGAGACUUUGAAGGAAAACGCUGAGGAAUGCUUGGAUUUACGGUUGCCCCCGGAGAAGCCAGAGGCGGCGACGGACGAGGUUCCUGUCACCAAGUGGGAGGCAGAGCGCAAGAAAGAGCAAGGUGAGGAUGUUUUCAUGGUCCCAGUCAACAACCUGCUGAUCCCUCCUGAGGAGGAGGAAGUUGCUUGUGAUUCUUCCAAGGCAGAUACAAACAAAACAGCUCCUGGGAAGAGUAGUGAUGACAGGACAGUGCCAGGGGACCCAAGUGUCGUAUCCCAAGCCAGCUAUGCUGAGUCACUAGCCUUGUCAGAUAGCCUGGAGGGAUCCAUGGACAACCCCUGGAACAGGAUCCCCCCAUUGUCUUUGACCCCGAGCUCUUCAGAUGAGAAGAACUUUCCACCUGACGCUUCCCUGAAGAGCCAGAAAGAUGUGGCUGAUGACAGCAACACCCCUGACCUGCUAGAACUGUGUAACCAGGACUCUCCCAAGGGAUUGCAACAGGGAGAGCCAGUACAGAUUUCCUCUCCCUCCCUGCUCUGCUCCUACAGCAGUCCCAGUCUGGUGAAGACCAACACCAGCCAGGCAGCAUCAGCUUUGGGGGCAGCCUGUGGUGCUGAAGACCCUGAGGGAUCCAGGGGCUCUCAGGCCCCCCUGCCGACUCUCUCUCCAGAUUUCCCUGUCUCUCCCAGCAGCAGAUUGCAAUCCAUGCCCGACAGGAUGCCUCACGGGGAGCAGGCAUGCCCCAGUGGCACAGCUCUCCCUGCAGAUGCGUUGAAGCCUUGUCCAGUUCAUGCCAGGACACGGAACCAAGCUGCUAGGGGGGGCAAGAGGAAGCUGAUGGUAGAAGAUGACCAGGAGCUGCUGACCCCCCGUGGGCAGCAGCAGCCCCAAAGCACCCCAAAGGGCAGGGGGACAGGCAGGGGCAGGAGAUCAGAGCUUGUGAGCCCACAGGGGGCAAAGAAGAGCAGAAAGGAGACAGGGCUGCAACGUGGAAAGGAGCUUGAGGAAGAGGAGGAGAAAGAAGAGCAAGCAUCAUCCUCUGCGAGCGGCCCCAGCUCCAGGCCGGAGCAGCGCAGAAGAACUCUGGAGCCGUAUGUGAGUAAACCAGCCCAGUACCAAUACGAGGCUCCAAGCCCCGAGCUCUGCCAGCAGAUACAGUCUAUCAGGAUCUCCAAGGCAAUGCUGAAGUGGGCGUGCUGGGUACUGACAGAGGAGGAGGAGGAGGAGGAUUCCUGAGCCCACCCCCUUCUUCAUUCUGUCCUUCUUUUGCCAUAUCCACUAAAACACUGGGAAGAGCAGCUGGAGGGGGAUGUGGGGACACCAGGACCCAUGUGCCCAGGAGGAGGACCACUGAGGGGGUUGGCCUGGCUGCAAAGACCCUGGCUCCAGGGAUGCUGGGACAUGACCUGUUGAAAGCCAGCACCCUCAGCACCAAGAGGGGAAAAAAAUCCAUGCAGGAAUUUCCUGCAUGCGAGCUGGUAUCCCUCUCCCUCCUUGCCAUCCUUUCCAAAUGCCUUGGCCCAGUGAGCAGGGAUGAGAGGUGACCCAGUGCCACUGUAGCAGCGAUGGCAGAGGCCUGACAACCUGAUCCCCUCUCUGAAGGUGCCCCAGGACUUUGGAUGUUUUAUUGAUUAGUUUGGGUAGGGUCCUGCACCGUUUGUUACAAAAAAAUAUCCCGCAGGGUUAUGCUGUAGAAAUUAAAAAUAAAAAUUGUAUAUUUUUUAAA
Molecule: messenger RNA, 3600 nt
Organism: Myiozetetes cayanensis
Lineage: Eukaryota; Metazoa; Chordata; Aves; Passeriformes; Tyrannidae
Exons: 13
Coding region: 1440-3110 (556 amino acids)
Biological process (GO): telomere capping
Cellular component (GO): shelterin complex
Source: RefSeq, a predicted model, not a curated record